Messenger RNA from Brassica napus (rape), 1799 nucleotides. RefSeq names its product protein STRICTOSIDINE SYNTHASE-LIKE 12-like. Gene Ontology annotation, molecular function: strictosidine synthase activity. The coding region runs from base 374 to 781 and encodes 135 amino acids. The record is from RefSeq and is a predicted model, not a curated record. The transcript is spliced from 2 exons. NCBI's taxonomy places the organism in Eukaryota, Viridiplantae, Streptophyta, Magnoliopsida, Brassicales, Brassicaceae. Gene Ontology annotation, biological process: biosynthetic process.
GUAUUGUUCAUUAUUACAAUUCAGGAAGUCUUCUUUGUGCCAUGGAAUAGUUGGACCGCUUUUGUUAGGCUUUUGCGGCCGGCCGGCAGGGAUAGCCUUGAAUGAGAAAACAGGUGAUCUCUACGUAGCCGAUGCUGCAUUGGGUCUUCACGUUGUUUCUCCCGCAGGUGGUUUGGCAGUGAAGAUCGCCGAUAGUGUUGAUGGAAAGCCAAUCAAGAAUCUCGAUGGUCUUGACGUUGAUCCAACUACUGGUGUCGUCUACUUCACUUCCUUAACCUCAAACUCGUACCCAGUCAAUCGAGAUUGGCCAUUGGAGGAUGUGACCGGAACACUCUACAAGUACGAUCCAUCAACUAAGGUUGUCACAAUAGUGAUGGAAGGUCUAUUUCGCUCAACUGGCUGUGCCGUGAGCUCGAACGGCUCGUUUGUGCUGGUGAGUCAGUUGGCAGGGCAUGACAUCAAGAGGUAUUGGAUCAAAGGACCUAAAGCUGGUUCUUCUGAAGACUUCAACAUUCUAAUAAAUAGCCCUGAGAGUAUCAGAAGAAUCGGUUCUACUGAAAAGUUUUGGGUCGUUUCGGCCAUGUCAUACUCCUACGGCGUGAACCAAUCAGCAGUAGUGCUCGACUCUAAUGGGAGAGAGUCUAGAGACCUCCAGGGAGUGAGCAUAUGGGAAGAAAAUGGGGAUAAUCUGGUUAGCGAAGUUAACGAAUCCAACGGUAGUCUAUAUAUUGGGACUUUCACUGGAAAUUAUGUUGGAAUUUAUAAGCUUUGUAAGCCUUGAAUGGAAGGCAGUUCCAAAAAGUGACUGAAAACUCAGUGGGAUGGAUCGCAUUUAAUUCUCUAUUAGAUUAUUUAUUGAACGUUGUAAUAAGAGAUUUGUUGUAUAGUUUUUAAUGGGGAUGGACAUAUGUCCGCUCGGAUUCAGUUAAUUUAUUCAGAUUUUGGAUUUUUAGAGUUAGAAAUUUAAAUCGUAUUCGGAUAUUUACAAAAUUUAGUUUGGAUUUGGUUCGAAUCAUUGCGGGUUCGGAUUCGAGUUCGAUUACCCAUUUUAAUUAUGUAUUUUUAACAAAAAUCCAAAUAUACUUAAAACUUCAAAAUCCAAAAAUAAAAUAAUAUAAAAUAUUAAAUUUUGAAUAACGUAAGACCAAAUAUUCUGGGCUUAUUAACAUACAUAAUUAUUCGACCAUACUACAAGAAUACCAGUAAAAUUAUUGGGCGUCGUGUCAAUAUUGUUGGGCAUGUUGCAAAAUGGACGUAGUCUAUAAACCAAUAACGUGUAUUUUCUUAUAAAACGUUUUUGGUAAAUAUAAUAAAAACACGAUACAAUCGAUUGAAAAGUGUUAGAGUUGCAUAGAAAAUAAUGUGAACUCUUCACUCGGCACCUGAAUUCUAUUUUUCAAUCGAUUUCACGUAUUUUCCUUUUCUUAAAAACUUUUAUGAUUUCUGAUUCUUUUAGCAAUAUGAUUAUGUUUCUAAUUCUUGGUAUGAUAUAAAAGCUCCGUAAAGAAAAGCAAUAUUCGGCUAGACUAAAGAUCUGAUUUUUUGUGUGGUGUUUUUUACUUCUUUUUCCUUAAAUUCAUAACCAAUAACAAUUAUUUAUCUUCUUUGUGUACAGAAGCCUCAACCAUGGUUAAGUUCGGCAAGAUACAAAAUUUUCAAUUUCUAAGAAUAUUCUCAUUCCAGCAUUUUAGUUGAUACGAAUCUUAUGAUUUUAUAAUUUCUUUCUUUGAAAAUGAUAUUAUUCAGUAGUUGUAUGUAUAUAAUUUCAAUUCACUAAUACAAAGGUUAAAAAUAUAGGA